CAUCACCCUACACAGUAUACAAAAUGGUUAACAUCAUCUCCAAGAAGAGAAAAUUGGUCGCUGACGGUGUCUUCUACGCCGAAUUGAACGAGUUCUUCACCAGAGAACUUGCUGAACAAGGUUAUGCUGGUUGUGAGGUCAGAGUCACCCCAACCAAGACCGAGGUUAUCGUCAGAGCCACCCAAACCAACGCUGUCUUGGGUGAGAACGGUAGAAGAAUCUUCGAGUUGACCUCCCUUGUCCAAAAGAGAUUCAGAUUCGCUCCAGGUUCCAUUGUUUUGUACGCCGAGCGUGUUCAAGACCGUGGUUUGUCCGCUGUUGCUCAAGCUGAGUCCUUGAAGUUCAAGCUUUUGAACGGUUUGGCCAUCAGAAGAGCCGCCUACGGUGUCGUCAGAUACGUCAUGGAGUCCGGUGCUAAGGGUGUCGAGGUUGUUAUCUCUGGUAAGUUGAGAGCUGCUCGUGCCAAGGCCAUGAAGUUCCAAGACGGUUUCUUGAUCCACUCUGGUCAACCAGUCAACGACUUCAUUGACGUUGCUACCAGACACGUCUUGUUGAGACAAGGUGUUCUCGGUGUUAAGGUCAAGAUCAUGAGAGACCCAGCUUCUUCUCGUGUCGGUCCAAAGUCUCUUCCAGACUACGUUAAGGUUAUCGAGCCAAAGGAGGACGACGUUGUUCCAGAGCCAACUGUCAAGUCUUACAUUGCUCAACCAGUCGAGAUCGCUCCUGCUGAGACUCAAGCUGCCCCAGUUGAUGCUUAA
This is a messenger RNA of Williopsis jadinii, 758 nucleotides long. It is a transcript of the gene RPS3, whose product is annotated as 40S ribosomal protein uS3. The coding region runs from base 24 to 758 and encodes 244 amino acids. The record is from RefSeq and is a predicted model, not a curated record. Gene Ontology annotation, biological process: translation. Gene Ontology annotation, molecular function: RNA binding; structural constituent of ribosome. Lineage: Eukaryota; Fungi; Ascomycota; Saccharomycetes; Phaffomycetales; Wickerhamomycetaceae. Gene Ontology annotation, cellular component: cytosolic small ribosomal subunit; nucleus. The transcript has a single exon.